GAGCUGGACAGGAGUCGAACCCGUGGUCUAGGGCUUUUAGGGGUCUGCCAGUGGCAGCCAUGGGGAAGGCGCCGAAGCCGCCCAAAUUCGCACAGAUGAAAUCUAUGGUCAAGCCGAAAGCGAUUCGCAAGUACAAGGAAGAAGUGCUCAAUCCAUUCAAGAAGGACAAGGACAAGGCGAAGGAGAAACUCGUCAAAAAUGUUCCAAAUGUGUCGUCCGCUCUGUUUUUUAAAUACAAUACAGCGCUUGGACCACCUUACCAUGUGCUUGUCGACACAAAUUUUAUAAACUUCUCUAUCCAGAACAAGCUGGACCUUGAAAAGGCGAUGAUGGACUGCCUAUACGCAAAAUGUACUCCGUGCAUUACCGACUGUGUCAUGGCAGAACUUGAGAAGCUUGGCACUAAAUACCGCGUGGCGCUCAAGAUUGCCAAGGAUCCAAAGUUCAAAAGGAUACCUUGUACGCAUCCAGGAACUUAUGCCGACGACUGUUUGGUUGAGCGUGUGACUCAGCACAAAUGCUACAUUGUAGCGACAUGCGAUCGUGAUCUCAAGCGGCGUAUUCGGAAGAUUCCUGGCGUGCCUAUAAUGUUCAUCACUCAGCAUAAGUACUCAAUAGAGAGAUUGCCCGAGGCCACCAUUGGAGGAGCUCCGAGAACGUAAUAAUGGCCAUCAUCGGCUUUUCCUUGCGGAUGUUUCAUCGUCAGAAUUUUGUAUCCGGGUUCCAGUUUUUCUUUACUGCGUUGUGUUAGGUUACCAUCCAUGACAAUGUGUAAGAUGUCGCGGGAGCUGAACCGAAAGCAGAUCAAGCAGUCAUUGCUCAAGUGAUCACUUUUUUUGUU
Molecule: messenger RNA, 841 nt
Organism: Selaginella moellendorffii
Lineage: Eukaryota; Viridiplantae; Streptophyta; Lycopodiopsida; Selaginellales; Selaginellaceae
Product: rRNA-processing protein FCF1 homolog
Exons: 9
Coding region: 60-662 (200 amino acids)
Cellular component (GO): small-subunit processome; nucleolus
Source: RefSeq, a predicted model, not a curated record